AUGAAAAUAUCAAUUCACAGAAAUUCCAUAAGACAUAGUUCAUUCCUAGCAUCGAAUUUGCGUAGAACAUCAAUUAUUCAAGUUAAUUUGAAUAAUGCAAGAAAUUAUAUUGCUCAAGUUCAAAUUGAACCAGUAUUUCGCACUAAUGAAGUCAACCGAGAUGCAAUAAAGGCAAAAAUCGCCACCAUAGAAAAACAAAAGCCUUUCAACAACUUCUUGACUGACAAAUUUCAAAGAAAACAUACGUAUCUUCGAAUUUCACUCACCGAAAAAUGCAAUUUACGAUGUACAUAUUGCAUGCCUGCCGCUGGUGUUGAAUUGACACCCAACGAGAAACUCUUGACGUCAGAAGAAAUCAUUAGGUUGGCAAAGUUAUUUGUUUCACAAGGCAUUAAUAAGAUACGACUUACUGGAGGGGAGCCUACGGUGCGAAAAGACAUUGUUGAAUUAGUAGGUGAAUUGGGACGAUUGAAACCUUUGGGACUUGAGACACUUGCCAUGACAUCCAAUGGUAUAGCUCUUAAACGCAAAUUACCACAACUUGUAAAGAAUGGACUCAAUCUUCUUAAUAUUAGUUUAGACACCUUGGAUCCAUUUAAAUUCGAAUUGAUUACGCGUCGAAAAGGUUUAGAACGCGUGCUUGAAGCUAUCGAUCAUGCUGUUGCCUUAGAUUUUUCUCCUCCAAAAGUAAACUGUGUCAUUAUCCGCGGUGUAAACGACGGGGAAUUCUUGGAUUUCGUGGAAUUGACGCGUAAUAAACCUCUCGACGUUCGAUUUAUAGAGUAUAUGCCGUUUGACGGUAAUAAAUGGAGUCAAAAUAAGUUGGUUCCUUAUCAAGAACUUUUGAAGACGCUUUUUAAUAAGUAUCCUGAUGCCAAACAAUUAACGGAUGAUCCGCAUGAUACUUCCAAGGCUUACCGUGUACCAGGAUUUUCGGGAAAAAUUGGAUUCAUUACGUCAAUGUCCGAUCAUUUCUGUGGAACUUGCAAUAGACUUCGAAUUACUGCUGAUGGUAAUCUAAAGGUAUGCUUGUUUGGAAAUACAGAAGUCAGUCUACGUGAUUUAUUGCGAAAUAAAGUGCCAGACGAACAAAUCUUGGAAUUUAUCGGAAUGGCUGUUGGCAACAAAAAAAAGCAGCACGCUGGUAUGUUUGAGCUGGCCGCAGCUAAAAAUAGACCCAUGAUUUUGAUAGUGACUGGAUUGAAUUAUUUUACGCGACUACAAAUGUCUCCGUCUCAUCCAUAUCCAUUCAAUUCGCGAUUACAGCUAAAAAAUUAUACAAAACACCGAGAUCUUCGCUUCUAUACUACAAAAAAACAAUUUAAAAACAAUUUAUCAACUUCUAUUGCUGACAAUACAAAUUCAAAUAUCGAUAGCAGCACUAGUCUAAGUCACAUUAAUAGUUCAACUGGCUCCGCCUCAAUGGUAAACAUAACUCAGAAAUCUCCGACCUUUCGCACCGCCACAGCACAAGGCAAAGUAAUCAUUGGCGAAAAAGCAUACAAGCUCAUUCGUGAAAAUAAUCUAAAAAAAGGUGACGCAUUAUCCGUAGCACGAAUAGCAGGUAUUCAAGGAGCAAAAAAAACCAGCAUUCUGAUCCCGUUAUGCCAUCCUCUCUUACUUUCUCAUAUCUCGGUCGAGAUGAACUUGUUGGAUUAUGAAAAUGCUGUGGAAAUUAUAGCCCGAGUAGAAUGUGAUGGGAAGACGGGCGUGGAAAUGGAAGCGUUGAGUGCUGUUUCUGUUGCCGCUUUGACUAUUUUUGAUAUGUGCAAGUCAGCAGGAAAAGGAAUGAUAAUAAAAGAUAUUCGGAUUAUGGAAAAGACGGGUGGUAAGAGUGGAGUUUGGCGCAAUGAAGAUCCAGUUGAAGAUAUUUAA
This is a messenger RNA of Ambispora gerdemannii, 1875 nucleotides long. The record is from the annotation of a GenBank genome assembly. Lineage: Eukaryota; Fungi; Glomeromycota; Glomeromycetes; Archaeosporales; Ambisporaceae.